Messenger RNA from Nothobranchius furzeri (turquoise killifish), 2842 nucleotides. The record is from RefSeq and is a predicted model, not a curated record. NCBI's taxonomy places the organism in Eukaryota, Metazoa, Chordata, Actinopteri, Cyprinodontiformes, Nothobranchiidae.
GUGUGCUCUGCCUGGCUGCUGGAGUAAUGGUCGUCCAUCUAUUGGAUUAGAGCAGGGAUUUCUCUCUGGUAUUAAUCUGUGAAGACAGCAGGCGAACCAGGCUGGUCUCACUCUGAGCUGUUGUGUCUCUGAGCGCUCUGGCUGUCUGUCAGCAGCCUAUUUGUGCUCCAUCUGACUCCCUGAAACACACAGGACACCUCUUAGCCAGCAUGAACCUUUUCUGCUUCUCACUGGAAGGGUCGAUGGACAGUUUGUAUGAGGCGGUGCAGAGCUCCAGUGACGGCCCACCGCCACCCAUCCCGAGCCGUUCAUCCAGCCGCUCUUGCAGUCGUUCCUGCAGCCCGGCGGUCCUGCUGGACGAUCACACAAAAUGGAGAGGGUCUGGAAGGUCCAUAUCCAUGGAGAUGCCGCAGACACAUGGGACCAAUGCAAAUAAAAAGAAGCGAAGAACACAUUUAUCCAAAUCGCUGUCCGAUAACGAAACACUGGAUAACCCUUGCUGUAAUACCGCCGUGUGGCAGCCCGCCAAGAGCCGAGAAGAUUUAGCUCACACCACCAACAAUCGCAGUGAAGAUGUGAGGAAGAUGAAGCACAGAAUAGAAAAAAAGGGAGGGAAAGGAACACAUCACUCAAGCACCAAGAAAAAAGAGAAGCCUCAUAACAACCAGAAUAUCCAAACAAAUGGAGUGAUGACAGAGUCCAAACCUGCCGCCAAAAGAAACCAAAAAACUGGGAAGAAAUCAGGUGGAAGAAGUGGAAAGGAAGGCUAUAAGAAAAGUCACAGCAGCAGGGUGUGCUCUCCAACAAGCACAUUAAGCCCACCCUUGGGACCUCAUGAUGCUGAUGUGACAUACAUAUCCAAGUCAGACAGGAGGAUGUACCUUGGCAAAUGCUCCACCCUUCCUGCACAGGAAAACACAACCCCAGGUCGCUGCACGGACAUGGUUAAUCUCCCUGGUGGAGCUACACCUACCCACCACCAGCGCUGGAGCAACCCAGGUGACUGCAGUCCUGCAUGGGGGACCAUCCAUCAUACCUGCCGUCGCCCGCUCACAGAGUAUCGUGUGCACUCCCAUGAGUUCAUGACAAUGUAUGGGAAGGAUUGGGAACAACGCCAGCAGCCAGCAUCAACCCAGGAUGGCAGCCUGAAAAGAGUUGGAAGUCCCCAGCUUCUCUCAACAGUUCCCCGAUCUGUCACCAGUGUGGAUCUAUCAGAGCCAAAUCGCUCCACGAGCUUCGGCAGGUUUGAGGGCCUCAGACACAACUCGCCACAUGCAAAAGCAGAGGAAAAUGGAACACAUAUGCUCAGAGAAGAAACUGAAAGUCCAGAUCCGAGCAAAUCAGCCGGACUCGGGAAGAAGAUGAAGGAGAUUUCACUCACCAUGAGAAGGAAAAUGGGCAAAAAGCAUGGAAAGUCUUUAUCGGAGGAGACAGGCGAUGACACAGACAAAGAUCCAGAGGCAGAGACAGAAAAUUGUCCCCCAGCUGAGAAAACCUCCACAAAGACCAGCAACUCUUUGGAGAGUCUUUACAGCGGACGGAGCUCCUCCAGUGGUGUGACCAGUGAGUCCAAUGGUUCUGGUCAGAGGGACAGUCUGAAGCUGGAGGAGGACGGUUCCUACCAGGGCCAGUUCUGUGGCCGGGCUCGGGUCCACACGGACUUCGUUCCCAGUCCGUACGACACGGACUCCCUGAAACUGAAAGUUGGUGACAUCAUCAACAUCAUCAGUAAGCCUCCAAUGGGCAUCUGGACCGGGAUGCUGAACAACAAAGUGGGCAACUUCAAGUUCAUCUAUGUGGAUGUUUUGGUGGAGAAAGAGGAUGAAGAGGAAGCGCCAAAGAUCAGGCAGCAGAAGCUGUGCAAAAGACCUCGACCCAAAACACUGCUGGAGUUACUGGAGAGGCUGAAGCUGGAGGAGUACGCCUCCGCCUUGCUGCUGAACGGCUACCAGACGGUGGAAGACCUGCAGCACCUGCAGGAGAAACACCUGAUUGAGCUGAACGUCAAGGACCCCGAGCACAGACGGAAGCUUCUCACUGCAGCGGAGCUCAGAUACAUAGAAGGUGAUGAUGUCUGUGACACAGGGGAGCACAGAUCCUCCCACAGCCAGCAGGAAGAAGACAGCGACUGUCCCAGAGACUCGGGCUGCUUCAUCCCUUCUGAGUGUUCAGACAUUAAGGAAGACACUGAGCAGGCCACAGCGGAGGUGGAUGCCUAAAGUGCUCACGGAUGUCAUUUAGAAGUAAAAGUUGCAUAGUUUUGGGGAAAUGGUAUACUAAUAAUGAGCUUAAAGACUGAUCCUUUAAUCUUCUCUGAAUGCCAUGUUUACCUUCCCCAUUCCAGCCUGAUUUCUCUACAGUCAGAGUUUUAUUACAGUGUGAUACAUGAAAGGAUAUCAGCCAGCCAGCACUCUUAAUGUCACCUCAUCCUGUUGUUGCUUUAUUAGUGUAAAAGCCAUAAGUUUUUGUUUGUAGACGGUUGGUGUUUUUAAUUGGUGUUGUUUUAUUGUCAGUUGUAUUUAUUGCAUUGAAUGAUUUUGUACAUGUUUAAACCUUUAUUUAUCACAGCUGCAUCAUUUUUUUUUCAUUGCCUAAUGUGUUCUGUUCACUUUGACCUUCACUUUAUUGUUUUUCAUGGCUGAAUUGAUGCUUGUGAAUGUGAAUAACAUAAACAAUGUGUUUAGCAACAAGUUCCAUGUUUUUUUACCUAAAUCUGAACGUGUGUGUCAGGAGGAGAGAACAAGAAAAAAAAAGAGUACAGCUGUACAUUGACAUCAAAACCAGUAUUAAUCUAUUUUUCUCAUCCUUUUGUAAAUAAAUGAAUAAAAGACUGUGAAAUACA